Messenger RNA from Theileria equi strain WA, 2112 nucleotides. RefSeq lists its product as hypothetical. The transcript has a single exon. The record is from RefSeq and is a predicted model, not a curated record. Bases 1 to 2112 code for a protein of 703 amino acids. Lineage: Eukaryota; Apicomplexa; Aconoidasida; Piroplasmida; Theileriidae.
AUGGCGCUAAGUUGUAACAACAGCGGCGGCUGGGAAGCUUCACAUGUCAAUGUAGACAUCAGUGAAACAAAGGCAAACGGUGCAUACAGUGACUCUUGUGGUCACUCAAUAAGGAUUACCAUGGAGGAAGAUAAUCCUUCAAAGGGUUACAAGGUAUACACUCACUCCUUUUACGGGCAUACUGGAGCAUUCUAUGGCAUAAAGUAUACCGCAAAUGCCCAGAAACUACCCGGCAUCCAAACGUAUUACGGUAAGGGAGUUUAUGUAUACUACUUGUCCUAUGAUUGCGGAAAUAAGAUACCAUUAAUGCUUGGGCUAAGAUCACUUGUUUCUACCACCGAGUAUUAUAAAAGAAGCGACUAUUUUUCCACUCCAAAAAACUGGACAAGGGAGACUUCCAUAAAGAAUAACGGAGAUGGACUGGUAGCAGCGCUUGAAAUCAUCAGUAAGACUCUAAAAGAAGUCAUUAUUCUGAAUCUUGACGAGACUGAAGAUCAAUCCACCUACUACGUCGAUGGAAGUAAUUCACCCCCAGGGGUCAAUGAUGAUGUGAUUAUUUGCGUAUCAUCACUUAUCUACCAAAAUUCCUACCAACAGUACAAACAUUCCCUCCAAAAUAAUUCUACAUUUAGGCCUUUAUCAACCAUAUACAAGGGAGAAAGUGUCCAAUUCGAUGAUCCAAAUAUAUACACCUUCCAGUGUUCCAGUGCCUCUCUCUACUACUGGGUCAGUAACCACCCAAAUUCAAGACCUCUGCUUCUCGAACUUGUUCCAAAGAGUGGAACAUGCAAAUACUAUAGACUUGGUACCACUUUAGACGGCAAAAUAUGGAAACUUGACAAGCGGAUAGCGACUCAGAAUCUCAAGGAGGAACUUGAUACUCUAAACUAUGCGGAUACCAUGACCCAUCAAAUUGACAUUACAAAGAAUACCACAUGCAGUUACAAAUGUUUUACGACAGGGUGUAAUGUCAGCAUCAAUGCAACGCAUAGUUCCCGUGAACACUAUUCUCAAACCAUACAGUCCGUAGAGACCGGAUACAUUUACCAAUUCAGCGCAGGAGCCAUAAAUCAGGGUGGAAUUCGCUCUCAAUACGGUGUGGCUCUGGUAUAUAUUUUUCACUAUCCCAAGGGAGAUGAUGGAGUACCGCUAUUGAUACACCUUCCCGAUACAUCCGCCUGGUAUGCACGAGUAAAGACCAAAUCGAGUUCAUGGACAUCAGUGUCUCAAAAUAUACCAAAGGACCCCUCUGACGAACCUAGAAUCCUGGAUAUCCUCAAGGAAGUUUACUCUCCAAAAGUUACCAUAAAAGCAGACUUUUCUGGGAUGACUAAAAGUACCUACAAAACAGAUGGCCAGAUCAUCUGCGUUACUAGUGAAAAAGUUUUGGUGGAAGGCAUGGAAACUGGAUUCUACAGCUUUUCUCACAAAAGAUAUGGCGGUCUAUUUAUAGUCAAGGAUGUUAUACAUGGAGUAAAACCGUUGGAAGGGAUAGAAUCUGAAGAUGUCCUGAGAAAAGUCACCAUGUUUUAUCUUGGACAAGAUACUUUAGACUUUGAAAAGCUUCUCCUUGUUGAACUGAGAUUAAGUGGCGGUACCACAUUCAAGUACUUUUGCAGAGAUGAGAAGGGUGCAGAUAGAUGGACAGAUUGUUCUAUGGAAGACGAUAAACAACUCGAUGGAAAACCCCUUCAGGAGAAACUUGAAGAACUCAGGGAUCUACACUUUUCACCUUCACCAAAAGAACAACCAGCUCCACCAAGAGAACUUCCACUCGAACCUGCGGAAGAAGAGCCAUCGAAACAAGAGCCUCCGCAGCAUAUACCCGAACCAGAUCCAAAAGAGGAGGAGCUGCCAAAAGAAGAACAUCGUAACGAGACUACACUUGUCAAGAAUGGACCCACUACAGUCCCACCAACUUCCAAAACCCCUAAGCAUUCUUCGGGUCACAACGCGGGAUCCAUAUUUGCGGGAGUCUUUUUUGGACUUUUGUUUGCGUGCAUUAUAACUCACGAGAGCAUAACCUUUCGUAGAAAUCCAUCAAAAAGCAUAACAGUAAAGUUGAUGGAGAAGGCCAAGAGGUUUAGCUACCAUCUUCUCAAAAGGGAAUAA